AUGUCUUCGACGGUGCAACAAUUCCCGGCAUAUGUUACGAACGGAACGUUCUUUAGCGUAACAAAACCGAUUUAUAAAGAAAUAACGAAUCAUACAAGCCCUACCAGUCGAGUGUCGCCUAGUCAAAAUGCAGCAUUGAACAGCUACGGACACAAAGGAGUACUACAUUCCCUGCCACAUAACCAAUCGAAUAAUAAAUCGGAACCUGCAGCAGUAGCUUUGGAAAAUAAACAGAAGCGCUCACGUACAGCAUUCACCAGAACUCAAAUAUUAGAGCUGGAAUGUGAGUUCAGAAAAAAUGUCUACCUCUAUCGCACACGCCGCAUCGAAAUUGCCAAACGUUUGUGUCUACGUGAACGACAGGUAAAGAUAUGGUUCCAGAAUCGUCGCAUGAAGGAAAAGAAAGAUUCUAAACUCCCUAAUUGUAAUGACAAAUUAACUGCAAAGGACUCCCAAACUUUGAGCGAGCAAAUUACACACAGAGGCAUCGUGCAACGUCUUAUGUCAUAUUCCAUUGAUCCUUCCAUAAGACGUCAGAUGGGAGUAAGUGACGGAGUUUACAAUCCGAAAAUGUCGCGCGCCGUAAAGUGUGCAGUCGGUUUAGAACCCGCAGCACGAAAUGGAGCUCCGCCGUUAUCAAGCCUAUCUCCGGAUCUUGGUGAAAUCUUACAUCAUCUAAGCCAAACCACGCACAUUUCAGCGGCGCUGUCCUCAAAGGAAGUGGUUGGGAGUGAAUCCAUGUUUAAAAACUUGAGAGAAGCUCCGCACGAUGAUAGCUCCAAAAUAAAAGGAAGAGAAGGAACGCAAGCAGCACAGCAGAAUGAAUAUGAAUCAAAUGGCUGUCCCUCUGAACCGGCGUCUGUCUCAUUGCUCAAACCAUCUCUUAACUUUUCUUGGUGCGAACCAUUAAAUUGGCUGCUGUCAGAGAAUAAUUUUUAG
Messenger RNA from Rhagoletis zephyria (snowberry fruit fly), 939 nucleotides. RefSeq names its product protein zerknuellt 1. Lineage: Eukaryota; Metazoa; Arthropoda; Insecta; Diptera; Tephritidae. Gene Ontology annotation, biological process: regulation of transcription by RNA polymerase II. Gene Ontology annotation, cellular component: nucleus. The record is from RefSeq and is a predicted model, not a curated record. Gene Ontology annotation, molecular function: DNA-binding transcription factor activity, RNA polymerase II-specific; RNA polymerase II cis-regulatory region sequence-specific DNA binding.